UCAGCAAAGUCUUCAGUUCUCAUUGACACUCCAUAAUUGGAAGAAAGUUACUGCUUUCUUUUGUUUUUAAUUUUUAUUGUGUUAACAUAUACAACACAGAAUUUCCCAUUUUAACCUCUUUCUUGCGUACAAUUCAGAGAUAUGAAUUAUAUUCACAAUUCAUUACCAUCACCACCAUCCAUUACCAAAACUUUUUAACUCCCUCAACAGAAACUCUGUACCCAUGAAGCAAUAGCUCCCCAUUCUCCAACCACUACCCUCCAGUCCCUAAUAACCUAUAAUCUACUUUCUGUCUCUAUGUAUUUGCUUAUUUUAGGUAUUUCAUAUAAGUAAAGUCAAAAAAUAUUUGACCUUUUGUGUUUGGCUUAUUUAAGUCAAUGUGGUAUCUUCAAGGUUCAUCCAUGUUGUAGCAUGUAUGGGAGCAUACUGUUAAUUAAAGCACUGACUCUUAAGGGAAAUACAAUGUGUUCACCCUAGUGGGGUCCAUCCCUGGCUACCAUUAAGGAGAAAUUAUUAUGACAAGGGUCCUUUUAAUGUCUCUGGCAACUAAACUUUUUUGAAUAAGGUUCAAUGUUUUAAUAAGAAUCUAGUGCAUUUCAUUUAAAGAAGUAAAGUAGUUGAGACCCAGCCCAGGAAGAGGAUGCCCUAGGGUAAGUGGGCAACUAGAAAGAAAAGAAUCACUGUCCUCUGUUAUUUCAAUCUGUUGUACUUUAGUAACCAGGAUCCUAUUUUGCCUAAGUCUUUUGGGCACAGCAAACUAAUGUAUUGAUAGUCAUUGCUGCAUUCACCCUGAUAAUUACAACUGUAUAAACCUGACCUUUAUCAUUGGACUUCCCUAGACUCUUAUCCAUCAACUGAACCUGUUUCUAAAUAAUAUCAAUACUUUUCAAUUGUGUAUUUUUCUUAUGAGAAAUAUCUACCAUAUUAAAAGGAGAAAUUUUUUAGGGCAUGUAUGUUGCCCCUUUUACCCACCACCAAAGGUGUUCUAGGCUUCAGAUAUGAAAUAGUUUACAAUAAAUGUUAAUUUAUCACGAUAUCAUACAGUAUAUGUUUCUUGAUGUAUUUCUAUGAAGUAGAGGUUCCACUUUAACUCCACGACUAUUAUUCCACAUGACUCUUUUUUUCUUCCCCUCUAGACUUCUCCAGAGAACCCUGGGACAGUAGAAGAAGCAGGCCAGCCCACAGCAGACCCAGGCAUGGUCAUGGACAGUGUGGAAGCAGGUGACAUGACUCCUCCCACAAAAAGGAAGAGCAAGUUUUCAGGCUUUGGCAAGAUCUUCAAACCCUGGAAGUGGAGGAAAAAAAAAAGUAGUGAUAAAUUCAGAGAGACUUCAGAAGUUUUAGAGCGAAAGAUAUCUAUGCGAAAACCCAGAGAAGAGCUGGUUAAAAGAGGAGUUCUGUUGGAAGACUCUGAGCAAGAUGGGGAGGAUCCAGGGAAGUUGAGCCAUUCUGUGUUGAAGAAUGGCCAUACCAACCCCAUUUGGGGUGCCAGAUCUUCUAGUCCAGUCCAAGUGGAGGAAGAUCCAGAAAGAAUAUCAAGUCUUAGGAAACCUGCUCUAGAAGAGGAUGCAAAAAAGCGUCUCGGCUCAACUGAAAGCCAGCCUAAUUCUGAAGCAGAGUCUGUUCCUGAGAAUGUACCCAAACAGCCUUUACUUCCCCCAAAAAGACUCUUGUCCUCUUCUCACGAAGCAAGUGAAAGGCAAGAAAAGGAUGCCACUGCCUCUGGCAGCACUGCAAGGUCCAUCUCCUUCACCUCUGCCUCCUCCACCACUACAGCACCUACUGCCACCACUACUGCUGUGAACCUAGCAAAGACUGUUAAUUCCUCUAUCGCCCCUUCCCCAGCACCCAGGACUCUGCCUGCUGCUCCUGCCAGCACUAACACUACUGCUACCCCAAGCCUGACCCAUACGGUACCUGCCAAGCAGCCUCCUGUCCCUCCCCCUAAACCAGCUCACAGAAACAGCAACCCUGUCAUUGCUGAACUAUCCCAAGCAAUAAACAGUGGUACAUUGUUAUCAAAACCAUCCCCACCCUUACCACCUAAGAGAGGCCUUCCAUCAACUUUGGUACCCUCCUCGGAGUCUGCUGCUGCUGCCACCACAAAAGCACCAAGUGAUCAAAGAGAGAAGAGUACAUGCUCUGUGGGCUCUGUACCUCUGCUGAUGAUCCCACCCCCCUCACCAUCUCCCCCACUGCCUACUCAUAUACCUCCAGAGCCCCCACGAUCCCCUCCAUUCUCCUCUAAGACUUUUCAAGUUGUGCCAGAAAUCGAGUUUCCACCUUCCUUAGACCUACCCCAGGAGGUCCCUCAGCAGGAAGAUCAGAAGAAGGAAGUACCCAAGAGGAUGAUGGAGCAGAACUUUUGGGACCCCCAUGUACCCUGUAGGUUGCCCCCACUCCCACUGCAUAUUCGAAUCCAGCAGGCCCUGACCAGCCCACUGCCCGUGACUCCUCCCUUGGAGGGCUCUCAUAGAGCUCAUUCGUUGCUCUUCGAGAACAGUGACAGCUUUUCUGAGGACAGCAGUACCCUGGGUCGAACCAGGUCACUUCCCAUCACUAUCGAAAUGCUGAAAGUUCCAGACGAUGAAGAAGAAGAGGAGCAGAUCUGCCCUUGUGCAUUCAAUGAAGACAUGGCGUCUACCUCAGUCAAGCCUAAACUUCCGCAGUGUCUGCAGGAGCAAGUGAAAGAGAAGGAGAGCGACUCUGAUUCAGAGGGUCCUAUUCAGUACAGAGAUGAGGAAGAUGAAGAUGAAAGCCAAAACAAUGCUCUGGCCAGCAAAGUGAAGAGGAAAGACACACUGGCAAUGAAACUGAACCACAGACCCAGUGAACCAGAAUUGAACCUGAAUUCUUGGCCCCGAAAAAGCAAGGAGGAGUGGAAUGAAAUACGGCACCAGAUUGGAAAUACACUGAUCCGGCGACUGAGUCAAAGACCAACACCAGAAGAAUUAGAACAACGAAAUAUACUGCAGCCUAAAAAUGAAGCUGAUCGUCAGGCAGAAAAACGAGAGAUUAAACGUCGGCUCACGAGAAAGCUGAGCCAAAGGCCCACUGUGGCUGAACUACUGGCCAGGAAGAUUCUGAGAUUCAAUGAGUAUGUUGAGGUAACAGAUGCUCAAGAUUAUGACCGGCGAGCCGACAAACCUUGGACCAAACUGACCCCUGCUGAUAAGGCUGCCAUAAGAAAAGAAUUAAAUGAAUUUAAAAGCUCAGAGAUGGAGGUUCAUGAAGAGAGCAAACAUUUUACACGCUACCAUCGUCCAUGAUGCUGAAGUUUUGAGAGAGGAACUAAACAACUCCCCCAAAACAGGGCUGCUUUGCUGCUUCAUCCUCCUUCAGUUCUUCCCAGCACAACCAGAAUUGGACCCUCUAGGGUGUAGUUCUGGGAUGACAGCACUUCUGUGAAUGUAGCAUUUCACUGGAAUGAAUUCUUACUUGCUGCCUCUGGGGCACAGCUAAACACUUGUCAGUGCUUUUGAACUUUUUAAUAUUGCAGCAUAGCUGAGGGGUCUUCCCUCACCAGCCACCAAAGUUCUGGGCCACUUGCAGGUUCCAAGUUUUAUUGGCCGCACUGCACCCUCGACCCAAGAUGACUGCCUGUGCUGAAGCACAGUUUGCACCAUUGGCCUUACCUGCCUGCUCUAGUUGUGAGACCCACUUGUGUAGGCGCUAAGUUCCAGCCGUCGUUUCCCAUUGGUGGUGGGCAAAACCUCUUCUGGAGGUCCCCAGUUUUCUGGCAAAGGGACCCCUUCCUCCAGGGGAAGCAGCCACACCACACUGGAAUGUCAGUUGAAAACCAUUGCACCAUACCUCUUAUAAACACAGCAAUAUAAGAAAGGAUGCUCAGGAUCUGAUGUGUUGCUCCUUUUUGGCACAAGUUACCCUGAUUUUUUACAAAAAAAAAAAAAAGGUUUUGAAGAGGUGAUGGGAACUUAUGUAUUUCCUGUCUGUUAAAGAAUCAGCUGCAA
Messenger RNA from Choloepus didactylus (southern two-toed sloth), 3971 nucleotides. It is a transcript of the gene PHACTR4, whose product is annotated as phosphatase and actin regulator 4. Lineage: Eukaryota; Metazoa; Chordata; Mammalia; Pilosa; Megalonychidae. Gene Ontology annotation, biological process: actin cytoskeleton organization; neural crest cell migration. The record is from RefSeq and is a predicted model, not a curated record. Gene Ontology annotation, molecular function: actin binding. The coding region runs from base 1197 to 3269 and encodes 690 amino acids. The transcript is spliced from 13 exons.